AUGGCACCGCUAUUUUAUUUCGAUAUUGACCGGGCUUUAACGCUCUACCUCAUUGAAAAUCUUGACAAUGGCAAUGGCAAAGUAAAUGACAACGGCAAUGACAUUGACAAUGGCAAUGACAAAGUAAAUGACAACGGCAAUGACAUUGACAAUGGCAAUGGCAAAGUAAAUGACAACGGCAAUGACAUUGACAAUGGCAAUGACAAAGUAAAUGACAACGGCAAUGACAUUGACAAUGGCAAUGACAAAGUAAAUGACAACGGCAAUGACAUUGACAAUGGCAAUGAAUAUAGCAAUGACAACGGCAAUGGCAAUGACAAUGAUUUCAUUCUCAUAAACUAA
Molecule: messenger RNA, 342 nt
Organism: Pecten maximus
Lineage: Eukaryota; Metazoa; Mollusca; Bivalvia; Pectinida; Pectinidae
Product: nacrein-like protein P1
Exons: 2
Coding region: 1-342 (113 amino acids)
Source: RefSeq, a predicted model, not a curated record